UUUAUUAAAGAAGUUUGAGAACAGUUUUUAAGGACAGGAGUAGGAAAGUUUUGAAAAGGAUCACAGCUACACAAUACACCUGUUGGAAGCUUACAAAUUUAUAUGGAGAGUUAAGGGAAAGUUGGAAUGAUCACUCCUGUGUUUGUUAAAUUAAAUUUUACUGAAGCUGGUUAUUUUUUCUCUGUAAGCUGGGAUUUCAACCUUGCACUUGAGGUCUCGGUACCUGGAAACAGACAUGGAGUGGAAAAUACUUCCCAUGUACUUGCUGCUGCUUUCUGUUUUCUUGAUUCAGCAAGUUUCUUCUCAAGAUUUACCAAGCUGUGCAGGGAGAUGUGGGGAAGGGUAUUCUAGAGAUGCCACCUGCAACUGUGAUUAUAACUGUCAACACUACAUGGAGUGCUGCCCUGAUUUCAAGAAAGUCUGCACUGUGGAGCUUUCCUGUAAAGGCCGCUGCUUCGAGUCCUUUGCAAGAGGGAGGGAGUGCGACUGCGACUCGGAAUGUAAGAAGUAUGGCAAGUGCUGUUCCGAUUAUGAGAAUUUUUGUGGAAAAGUGCAUAAUCCCCCAUCACCAUCUUCAAAGACUGUACCUCCAGCUCCAGGAGCAUCUCAAACCAUCAAAUCAACAACCAAACGUUCACCCAAAUCACCAAACAAGAAGAAGACUAAGAAAGUUAUAGAAUCAGAGGAAAUAACAGAAGAACAUUCUGUUUCUGAAAAUCAAGAGUCUUCUUCCUCCUCUUCCUCUUCCUCUUCAACUAUUCGGAAAGUCAAGUCUUCCAAAAAUUCAGCUGCUAAUAAAGAAUUAAAGAAGAAACCCAAAGUAAAAGAUAACAAGAAGGAAAAAACUCCUAAAAAGAAACCUAACCCUGAACCACCAGUUGUAGAUGAAGAUGGAAGCGGACUGGACAAUGGUGACGUCAAGCUCACCCCGACUCCUGACAUUCCUACCACCCAACGCAAUAAAGUUACCACACCUCCCAAGAUUACAACAGUCAAACCGACAAAUCCAAAACCCAGUCUUCCACCUAAUUCUGAUACACCCAAAGAGACAUCUUCAACAACGAGUGAGGAGACAGCAGUUGAAACUAAAGAGACUCCUAUAACGAAUAAACAGACUUCAAAUAGAGAAAAAGAGAAGACUACUUCACCUAAAGAGAAACAAAGUGCAGAGAAAAUACCUGCUAAAGAUUUUAUACCCACAUCCAAAGCUCCUAGUACAUCUACACCAAAAGCUGAAACUACAACCAAAUCUCCUGCUCCCACCACCACCAAGAAACCUGUUCCCACUACCCCCAAGAAGCCUGCAUCCACCACCAAAGAGCCUGCACCCACCACCCCCAAGAAGCCAGUACCCACCACCAAAGAGCCUGCACCCACCACUCCCAAGAAGCCUGCACCCACCACUCCCAAGAAGCCUGCACCCACCACCCCCAAGAAGCCUGCACCCACGACCACAGAGCCUGCACCCACCACCCCCAAGAAGUCUGCACCCACGACUAAAGAGCCUGCACCCACUACCCCCAAGAAGCCUGCACCCACGACCAAAGAGCCUACACCCACCACCCCCAAAGAGCCUACACCUACCACCCCCAAGGAGCCUGCACCCACCGCCCCCAAGGAGCCUGCACCCACCGCCCCCAAGGAGCCUGCACCCACCGCCCCCAAGGAGCCUGCACCCACCGCCCCCAAGGAGCCUGCACCCACCGCCCCCAAGGAGCCUGCACCCACCGCUCCCAAGGAGCCUGCACCCACUGCCCCCAAGGAGCCUGCACCCACCGCCCCCAAGGAGCCUGCACCCACCGCCCCCAAGGAGCCUGCACCCACCGCUCCCAAGGAGCCUGCACCCACCGCCCCCAAGGAGCCUGCACCCACCGCCCCCAAGGAGCCUGCACCCACCGCCCCCAAGGAGCCUGCACCCACAGCCCCCAAAGAACCUGCUCCCAGCAUUCCCAAGGAGCCUGCACCCACCGCCCCCAAGGAGCCUGCACCCACCGCCCCCAAGGAGCCUGCACCCACCGCCCCCAAGGAGCCUGCACCCACCGCCCCCAAGGAGACUGCACCCACUGCUCCCAAGGAGCCUGCACCCACAGCCCCCAAAGAACCUGCUCCCAGCAUUCCCAAGGAGCCUGCACCCACCGCUCCCAAGGAGCCUGCACCCACCGCCCCCAAGGAGACUGCACCCACAGCCCCCAAGGAGCCUGCACCCACCGCCCCCAAGGAGACUGCACCCACUGCUCCCAAGGAGCCUGCACCCACAGCCCCCAAAGAACCUGCUCCCAGCAUUCCCAAGGAGCCUGCACCCACCGCCCCCAAGGAGCCUGCACCCACCGCUCCCAAGGAGCCUGCACCCACCGCCCCCAAGGAGCCUGCACCCACCGCCCCCAAGGAGACUGCACCCACUGCUCCCAAGGAGCCUGCACCCACAGCCCCCAAAGAACCUGCUCCCAGCAUUCCCAAGGAGCCUGCACCCACUGCCCCCAAGGAGCCUGCACCCACCGCUCCCAAGGAGCCUGCACCCACCGCCCCCAAGGAGACUGCACCCACAGCCCCCAAGGAGCCUGCACCCACCGCCCCCAAGGAGACUGCACCCACUGCUCCCAAAGAGCCUGCACCCACAGCCCCCAAAGAACCUGCUCCCAGCAUUCCCAAGGAGCCUGCACCCACCGCCCCCAAGGAGCCUGCACCCACCGCUCCCAAGGAGCCUGCACCCACCGCCCCCAAGGAGACUGCACCCACCGCCCCCAAGGAGCCUGCACCCACCGCCCCCAAGGAAACUGCACCCACUGCUCCCAAGGAGCCUGCACCCACAGCCCCCAAAGAACCUGCUCCCACUUCUCUUGAGACACCUGCUCCAACCAACUCAGAGGGCUCUACUACAACCACCAUGGAGCCUCCCACUACUCCCGAAAACCCUGCUGAAUCAACUCCUGAGUUUCCCAAAGAACCCACACCAAAGGCUCUUGAAAACAGUCCCAAAGAACCUGUUAUACCUGUAACUAAGGCUCCUGGAGUGACCACACCUGAAAUCACUACAACAGCUAAAGACAAAACAACAGAAAAAGACAUACACAUGACACCUGGAAUUAUGGCUGCUGUACCUACAUCAACUCCGACAGAAGAAAAGACCACUGAUUCCAAAACAAGAACAACCACACAAGUAACAUCAGCCACAUCGUCCAAAAAUACUCCUCAAGCCACAACUCUUGCACCCAAAGUAAUGACUACAACAAAAAAGGCAACUACAUCUGAAGAGACUAUGAAUAAACCUGAAGAAACCACAGCUGCACCAAAAGACAGAGCUAAUCCUAAAGUGUCAACUCCUAAAUCCCAAAAGCCAACCAAAGCACCAAAAAAGCCCACUUCUACCAAAAAGCCAAACACGAUACCUAAAGGGAGAAAACCAAAGACUACACCAACUCCCCCAAGGAUGACUACAUUGACAGUGCCCAAAUUACACCCCACCUCUUCCACAAAAGCCAUUCUCCAAACUACCACCAGCCCCAACCAAACACCUAACUCAGAAAUAGUUGAAGUAAAUCCAAAUAAGGAUGGAGAUGCUGCAGGAGAAAAACCUCACAUGAUCCCCAGGCCCCCCGUGUUAACUCCUAUAUUUAUCCCAGGCACGGAUAUCUUAGUGAGAGGAUCCAAUCAAGACAUUGCCAUCAACUCCAUGCUUUCAGAUGAGACUAAUUUAUGCAACGGUAAGCCAGUAGAUGGGCUGACUGCUUUGCGCAAUGGAACAUUAGUUGCAUUUCGAGGUCAUUAUUUCUGGAUGCUAAGUCCAUUCAGUCCACCAUCUCCAGCUCGUAAAAUUACUGAAGUUUGGGGUAUUCCCUCCCCCAUUGAUACUGUUUUUACUAGGUGCAACUGUGAAGGAAAAACUUUCUUCUUUAAGGAUUCUCAGUACUGGCGUUUCACCAAUGACAUAAAAGAUGCAGGGUAUCCCAAACAAAUUGUAAAAGGAUUUGGAGGACUAAAUGGAAAAAUAGUGGCAGCUCUCUCCAUAGCUAAAUACAAGGAAAGACCUGAAUCUGUGUAUUUUUUCAAGAGAGGUGGCGGCAUUCAGCAGUAUAUUUAUAAACAGGAACCCGUCAGAAAGUGCACUGGUAGAAGGCCUGCUAUCAAUUAUUCAGUGUAUGGAGAAACAACACAGGUUAGGAGACGUCGCUUUGAACGCGCCAUAGGACCUUCUCAAACACACACCAUCAGAAUUCGCUAUUCACCCAUCAGAGUCUCUUAUCAAGACAAAGGUUUCCUCCAUAAUGAAGUUAAAAUGAGUUUAUACUGGAGAGGAUUUCCAAAUGUGGUUACUUCAGCUAUAGCACUGCCCAACACCAGAAAACCUGAUGGCUAUGAUUAUUAUGCCUUUUCUAAAGAUCAAUACUAUAACAUCGAUGAACCAAGUAGAACAGCAAGAGUCAUUACUACUCGUUCUGGGCGGACCUUGUCCAAUGUCUGGUACAACUGUCCUUAG
Lynx canadensis (Canada lynx) is the source of this 4474-nucleotide messenger RNA. RefSeq names its product proteoglycan 4 (gene PRG4). Gene Ontology annotation, biological process: immune response. Bases 236 to 4474 code for a protein of 1412 amino acids. NCBI's taxonomy places the organism in Eukaryota, Metazoa, Chordata, Mammalia, Carnivora, Felidae. The record is from RefSeq and is a predicted model, not a curated record. Gene Ontology annotation, molecular function: scavenger receptor activity; polysaccharide binding. The transcript has 15 exons.